CCACAUCUGCAGCCAUGCCUCAGUCCUGGUCCCCCCUGUGCGUCCUGGGGCUGCUCGCGCUCUCCUCCGCCUGCUACAUCCAGAACUGCCCCCGAGGAGGCAAGAGGGCGCUGCCGGACACCGCGGUCAGACAGUGCAUGUCCUGUGGCCCUGGAGACAGGGGCCACUGCUUCGGCCCCAGCAUCUGCUGUGGGGAGGGUCUGGGCUGCCUGCUGGGCUCCCCAGAAGCAGCUCACUGCGUGGAGGAGAACUACCUGCUGACCCCCUGCCAGGCAGGAGGGAGACCCUGCGGCUCUGAGGGGGGACGCUGCGCUGCUCCAGGACUCUGCUGCAACUCGGAGAGCUGUGUGGUGGACUCUGACUGCCAGCCCGAGGAGAAUCUCUCAGAUCUGGCUCAUAGCUCUGUGAGGAGCUCCCCUACAGAGCUGCUGCUGCGUCUGCUGCAUGUGGCCACAAGAGGACAGAAUGAGUACUGA
Salarias fasciatus (jewelled blenny) is the source of this 476-nucleotide messenger RNA. It is a transcript of the gene avp, whose product is annotated as arginine vasopressin. Gene Ontology annotation, cellular component: secretory granule; extracellular region. Lineage: Eukaryota; Metazoa; Chordata; Actinopteri; Blenniiformes; Blenniidae. Gene Ontology annotation, molecular function: neurohypophyseal hormone activity. The transcript has 3 exons. Bases 15 to 476 code for a protein of 153 amino acids. The record is from RefSeq and is a predicted model, not a curated record.